UGUAGGAGUGAGGAGGAGGACAUUCCAGGAGAUGUCACCACAGCAGUAGAAGAUGAAGAUAUGCAGCGCUCUUCAGGAGAAAAUAUUAAUGUACAUCCAGGACUUCACAGUACAGAUCUGUCAUAUAAUCUUCCUAAUCAUGAGGAACCUUCUCUUGACCAGAAAGAGGGUGAAAUGUUUGACUGUGGUAAAGAGUUCACAAAAAGAUCAAGUCUGUCUACAUAUAGAAGAAUUUGCACCGGGGAGAAGCCAUACUCCUGUUCAGAAUGUGGAGAGUGCUUUACAGAUAAAAAACAUCUUGUUAGACAUGAGAGAAAUCACACAGGAGAGAAGCCAUAUUCAUGUUCAGAAUGUGGGAAAUGUUUUAAAGAUAAAUCAAGUCUUGUUAGACAUAAGAUAAAUCACACAGGAGAGAAACCAUAUUCAUGUUCACAAUGUGGGAAAUCUUUUACACAAAAAUCACAUCUUGUUAGGCAUGAGAGAAAUCACACAGGAGAGAAGCCGUUUUCGUGUUCAGAAUGUGGGAAAUGUUUUACACAAAAAACUAAUCUUGUUACACAUCAGAGAUUUCACACAGGAAAUAAGCCAUAUUCAUGUCCAGAAUGUGGGAAAUGUUUUGCACAAAAAUCAGAUAUUGUUAGGCAUGAGAAAAGUCACACAGGAGAGAAGCCAUAUUUGUGUUCAGAAUGUGGGAAAUGUUUUACACGGAAAUCAGAACUUGUUACACAUCACAGAUUUCACACAGGAGAGAAGCCAUAUUCAUGUUCAGAAUGUGGGAAAUGUUUUGCAUAUACAUCAGGUCUUCUUACACAUAAAAGAAUUCACACAGGAGAGAAGCCAUAUUCAUGUUCAGAAUGUGGGAAAUGUUUUACACAAAAAACUGAUCUUGUUAAGCAUGAGAGAAGUCACACAGGAGAGAAGCCUUAUUCAUGUUCAGAAUGUGGGAAAUGUUUUGCACAAAAAACAGUUCUUGUUACACAUCAGAGAAGUCACGCAGGAACAAAUUUCCCCCCGUGUAAGAGUGAGGAGGAGGAGGAGGAGGACAUUCCAGGAGAUGUCACCACAGCAGAAAAUCCCGGUACGAAUUCUGAAGGAAAUUUGUUGUCACUAAAUUAUAAAGUAGAAGAUGAAGAUAUGCAGCGCUCUUCAGGAGAAAAUAUUAAUGUACAUCCAGGACUUCACAGUACAUAUAAUCUUCCUAAUCAUAAGGAACCUUCUCUUGACCAGAAAGAGGGUGAAAUGUUUCACUGUGGUAAAGAGUUCACAAAAAGAUCAAGUCUUUCUACAUAUAGAAGAAUUCGCACCGGGGAGAAGCCAUACUCCUGUUCAGAAUGUGGGGAGUGCUUUACAGAUAAAACACAUCUUGUUAGACAUAAAAAAAGCCACACAGGAGAGAUGUUUAAGUGUUCAGAAUGUGGGAAAGGUUUUAAAAUCAAAUCAAAUCUUGUUAUACAUGAGAGAAAUCACAUAGGAGAGAUGCCAUAUUCAUGUUCAGAAUGUGGGAAAUGUUUUACACAAAAAUCAGAUCUUGUUAGGCAUGAGAGAAGUCACACAGGAGAGAAGCCAUAUUCAUGUUCAGUAUGUGGGAAAUGUUUUACACAAAAAUCAGAUCUUGUUAGGCAUGAGAGAAGUCACACAGGAGAGAAGCCAUAUUCAUGUUCAGAAUGUGGGAAAUGUUUUACACAAAAAUCAGAUCUUGUUAGGCAUGAGAGAAGUCACACAGGAGAGAAGCCAUAUUCAUGUUCAGAAUGUGGGAAAUGUUUUACACAAAAACCAUAUCUUGUUAAUCAUGAGCGAAGUCACACAGGAAUGAAGCCAUAUUCAUGUUCAGAAUGUGGGAAAUGUUUUACACAAAAACCAUAUCUUGUUAAGCAUGAGAGAAGUCACACAGGAGAAAAGCCAUACAUGUGUUCAGAAUGUGGGAAAUGUUUUACACAAAAAAAUAAUCUUGUUACACAUCAGAGAUUUCACACAGGAAAGAAGCCUUAUUUAUGUUCAGAAUGUGGGAAAUGUUUUGCACAAAAAUCAGAUCUUGUUAAGCAUGAGAGAAGUCACACAGGAGAGAAGCCAUAUUUGUGUUCAGAAUGUGGGAAAUGUUUUACACGGAAAUCAGAACUUGUUACACAUCAGAGAAGUCACGCAGGAGCAAAUUUCUGAAAUCAGCAGAUUCCAUUUGGGUACAAAUAAAUUCAAACCAAAGUGACAGUGCUCAGAUUGCCCUAAUAAAUUGUGGAUGACAUUCUGAAGUCUUGAAGAGCUUUAACGUCAAGGCAGCAUUGGCAAUCUUAAAGUGGCAGUGAAAUAUAUAGAUAUGGAUAAACAGAUGGUGGCCGGUGGUAAUAAGCAAACUGUUUAACACAUAUUGCACUUUUGGCUUUGUUAUGCUUUUUAAAAUAAAAAAAAAUCAUCCAAAA
Messenger RNA from Bufo gargarizans (Asiatic toad), 2414 nucleotides. Its product is annotated as zinc finger protein 271-like. NCBI's taxonomy places the organism in Eukaryota, Metazoa, Chordata, Amphibia, Anura, Bufonidae. The coding region runs from base 61 to 2157 and encodes 698 amino acids. Gene Ontology annotation, molecular function: RNA polymerase II cis-regulatory region sequence-specific DNA binding; DNA-binding transcription factor activity. Gene Ontology annotation, biological process: regulation of transcription by RNA polymerase II. The record is from RefSeq and is a predicted model, not a curated record. The transcript is spliced from 4 exons.